Molecule: messenger RNA, 2905 nt
Organism: Anarrhichthys ocellatus (wolf-eel)
Lineage: Eukaryota; Metazoa; Chordata; Actinopteri; Perciformes; Anarhichadidae
Gene: ankrd33aa
Product: ankyrin repeat domain 33Aa
Exons: 5
Coding region: 133-1485 (450 amino acids)
Molecular function (GO): protein binding
Source: RefSeq, a predicted model, not a curated record
GUUCAACCACUGAGAACUAUUUUUUUUUUUUAAAGAAGAAAGAGAAGAGGACUUAUCCGUGGAUCCGUUAGGAUGGAGAUGGUGAGCAGCAGACCUGACACCCAGGUGUGAUCCCAGGCAGAAGGGGGACCAAUGGCCACCUCAAAGUAUGACCCCCACCUGGGCGCAGGUCCAUCUGAGGACUCGGAGAACCUCCUGGAUGAUUCUGACUCAGGGAGUGUGCUCUCUGACGACUCGGUGCUUCCCGACUAUGAAAGUGAGGAAAAACACAGAGAGCCGGCUAAAACGUUGUAUGAGGCCUGCGCUCGGAAUGAUCCCACAUCCAUGCGCAGGAUCCUGGAGAGAGGAGUCACUAAAGACGAGGCCAAUGACCUGGACAUCAAUGGCAGGAAUGGACUGAUGUUGGCUGUGGGCAAAGGAUUCAUAGACAUAGUCACCAUGCUGCACACAUGUCCAAUAAUAGACAUCAACCACCAAGACAAUGAUGGCAACACCGCCCUCAUGAUUGCUGCUCAGGCAGGUUUUGUGACUAUUUUAAACUAUAUCCUUAACUUCUACUCUGGCGUGGACACCGAAGUCAGGGAUCCCCGUGGCUUCACAGCUCUCAUAAAGGCAGGCCUACAGGGCCGAGAAGAGUGUGUGUCCGCCCUGUUAAUGCAUGGUGCAGAUAUGAAUGCACUGGAUCUGGUCCAAGAUAGAGGUCUAAAGGAUUGGGUCCUUAGGACUGGAGGGUUUGAGACUCUUAACAGAAUCCACCGCCUGCAGGCUCAUUCUGUCGCUGAGCAGUUCUGUGACAGCUACAUUCCUGAGUGGCCUGAGCUGAAGCAACUGGUAGCAAAGGCCACAGCCAUCAAAACAAACAGUCAAAAGCUGCAGCAGUGCUUAAAAGACAGUCUUUCUUUCACCUUCCCUCAUGACCCCCAAGACAAUGGGGUCAUGGACCAUAUGGUGCGGAUGACAACAGGCAUCCACAGCCCCCUGAUAGCCACUGGUUGCCGUCCACUCUGUCCCUCCAGCCCCCCAGCGAUUGGCAGGCGACGGUUUGCUGUCCCUGAGCUGCUUGAAAAGCACAGCAGCAAGGAGUUAGAGGAGAGCACCGUGUCCCACAGUAAAGGCUCCAUCACCACCUCAGCUUCUCUGGGUGCUGUGUCAGCCAACUCUGUAUCUCUGACCUCCUGCUGCCAGGACACAGAGCGCAGGGAUAGCAGGUCAGGUGGCAUGAAAAGCUUCAUUCCCCGCAGCAUGGCAUACCGGAACAGCAUCUUCCCCUCAGGAUGUAUUCCCAAGAUUGAAGUAACAAAAUCUGGGGAGCCCACUCCAAAGAAAGAGAAAAAGAAGAAAAGGCAGAAGGGCUACCUGGAGCCUCCUGUCUGGAAGUACAAGGAGGCCAAGGAGGAGAAAAAGAGAGAGAAGGAGCAGCAGGAAAAGGAAAAAGAACAAGAGAAAAAACAGAAGGGGUCCAAACAUUCAUCAAGCCAAAAAUGAGGAUCAUUGAUUGAAAAUCGUUUUUCUCUUUUCCUCAGAAAAUGUCACUGUGAUGAAGUCAUGCGUGAGGAAUGAGCAUAUGUGAUUACAGUGAGGCCUGUUUCAACAGAAAACUAAGAAAUUGCAAAACAAUUUUGGAAGUGAGCAAUUAACGAUUGAUGGAUUUGAACUUUGGAAAACUGAAAAAUUGUGAACCAAAUAUUAUUUGGUUUUGAAGACGUACGGUGACAUGUCUUAGUAUGACUGACUUCUUCCUUCGAGGAUUGGUAGAUUAACUCUCACUGACCACAAACACCUGCAAUGACAUUAUUUCAUUUGGAGAACACUGUACAUUUGUGAGGAUUUUACAAGUCUGUGUAUUUUCAAUGAUGGAAUUUAACUGCAAGACAACCAAAGCAAUAGCAAAUACUGUUUACACAGUACAUGUGAGCAAUGGCCUUCAGCAAAUGAACGAUUGCGAUGUGAAACGGAGGGAAAAGAGACAACAAAUCUUGAAACUAUGUGCUUUGCUCCUCUACUCCACAAGCUCUAAGUGACAGUGGCUGCUUUUUACGACCAAGAAAUGAAGAUCUGUCAGCACACAACUACUAUAAGAUGUAUAAACUAUGGUUCUUGAGAGUAAUGCUGUUGGAAAAGUUUCAGAAACAGGAAGUGAACUGUAGCUAUCAUACAUUGUCCGAUUGACAUCAGAACUGCUCAGUCAGCUGACACAAUUUCAAUAUACUUGAGUGUUUCCUGCAAUCCCUCAAAUACGACCACCAGGGCAAGUUAAAGUCCAUUUUACAGCAUUAUAUAAAUGAAAUCAGUCCCUAUUAUGAGAUCUAGUCAACACUCUUAUUUUUCAAGGGUUAUUCAAUCUUCACUGUAUACAACAUGUAGCAUAUACCGGAUGCCUUUUAUUAUGAAUUGAAAUACUUCAAACUGUUAGGCUGUGGCAUGUGAAUGAUGUUAGCAGUGAAGAUGCAGAAAAAAAAUAUUUUUAAAUUUUGUCAGAUCAUGAUUAUGAGCUUAAUGUACCAUGUUUGAUUGGCUUUUAAUUGGACAACAUUAAUGCUGAUUGCAAAAAUGUGUUGGCACCAACAGCAGACCUCACACGUGGAGAGUUACCUUUGCAUAUGUAUGUAUAUGUAUGCAUGUAUGUACUAUUUGCACAUAAUGUUACUCAGGAAAUCUUUUGUGAUACGUCGGGCAUUAUACCUUAAAAAUCCGUCAAGGCAAGAGAAUCUCUUUUGGGGUCCAGCUUUCAUUGGUGCAUUUAAAAAUAGUCUGUGUAUAGACCAACUUGGUAAUUGACCAAAUCAUAACUAACUUAUGAAGCUUUAAUUGCAAUACCUGUUCUGAUUACAGCUAAAUAUAUUUAAAUAAUUUUUAUUAAAAUAAUGUAUUUAGAUACUGUUCUUACGAACAAAUAGAGCAUCAU